AUGGCCCUCGCGCAGCGUGCUCGUCGUCCUCGAGCCUCGAGCGCGGACGCCGCUGUCCAGCCGGAGAGCGGGUCCAGCGACGGCGGCGGCACAGCGGGGUCGGCGGCCGAAGACGCGAGCAGGAACGAUGCGGCCACCACGAUGGCGGCGCACGUGGCGCCGUGUACAGUCACAGCGGCGAGCACUGCGAGUGACGAGAACGGCGUUGCUACGACGCAACACUCGAAGCGAUCGCGGUUGUUGAUCGGCCGGGAUGAAGCUGUUAUCUGCUUGGAGGCCGUUGAGCAGCGCCUGUGCCCAGCAGUCGCGCCGCUGCUACUCGGUCACCACCAAUGGCGAAUACUGUCUGCGCGGCUACCUGAGCGAUGCGAUGGUGCGCUUUCGCGUUGCCCUGCGCACCCUGUGGCCCCGCGGUCGAGUGGCUGUCCGCCGUGGUCAGGGUCCACCCGUGCUGUCGCGUUACCUCAGCGUUGGGCCAAACAGACGCGAGCAGCCGACUUGCGGAGACGCGCCGCCCGUCAGCUGUUCGCCGGCGCUCGCCUGCCGCUCAUGGGGCUCACUGGCGUGUGCCUCGUCACCAAACCAUCCCUGGUCACCAGCGAAGAGGAACUAGAGAGUGUCUGCGUCGCCCUGCGGGAGCUGGCUGUCACAAUGAGCAAGAAGCAAGAGGUGGCACAGGUGCCAGACAAGGAAGCAGUCAAACUGGAUGACCUGGAAUUGGGCACAGUGCUAGGAAAAGGUGCCAAUGCGGUCGUGUACAGUGGCCGCUGGAAGACACCCGUCAGCACCCAAAAACACCCACUGGCAACCGAUGACAGCAACACUGUCAAUGCUCCAUUGGCUAUGGCUGCUGCCAAAGAGACGGACUUGGGUGGUGAGGAGACACAGACAGGGGUUUCGACAGUAAAGGACUCUGCAGUUCCGGUGAAGCACAUGCAAGAGUUCUCGCCUGCUGCUGCCAUGAAGGAGGAAAACGAUGGACCCCGUUUUGACCUGGCUGUCAAGGUGCUGUUCAACUACUAUGCAGCAUCCAAUGCAGCCGCCAUCUGGGACUCUCUGCAGAAGGAGUGCCUGCCUGUGCUGGUCAACCAGCUUCUGCCUGCGGGCUUGUGGCGCUGCCGCCUGCCCCCCCAUGCACACAUAGUGGAGAUGCCAGUGGCAUUUGUGGACUCGGUGUCCGUGCUGCCUGGUGCUACUGUGCUCUGGCCAAGUGCCUUGUCUCCUCGCUUGCACCCACGAGGCUGCGGGCGCAACGCCACUCUUUACCUGGUCAUGCGCAGGUACCAGUGCAGCCUGGCCGAGUACCUGCAGAGUGGUGUUGCAGCUAGCAGGGAUCCACAGGUGCAGCUGAGCCUGCUCUGCCAGCUGCUUGAGGCUGUCUGCUACCUAGGCCAGCACAGUGUGGCUCAUCGGGAUCUCAAGGCGGACAACCUGCUGCUUGAUCUCUCCAAGGGUACAACAUGUCCAAGGCUGGUUCUGUCGGAUUUUGGCAGCUGCCUGGCCAGCACGAACUUACAGCUUCACUUCGUCUCGCCCGAGGUCAACCGGGGCGGCAACCCCGCACUCAUGCCACCCGAGGUUGCAAGAGCUGAACCAGGCCUGCUUUCGGUUAUCGAUUACCGGCGCGCUGAUCUGUGGGCAGCAGGCACCUUAGCCUACGAGUUGUAUGGAGCACCGAAUCCAUUCUACGACCUAGACAGCCGCACCUAUGCUGAGUCUGACUUGCCCAAACCACCCACUGCCAUGCCUCCCGUGGUGCAAGCACUGGUCCUUGAUAUGCUGCGAAGGGACCCAAAACAGCGUCCCAGCCCUGCUGUAGCGGCAACCAUCUGCCAGAUGCUUCUGCUAGCUCCAAAAGACCUCCUUGAAAGUUCCAGUGACUGUGCAGAUGCACGACGCAUCCUUCGUUGGCUGUGCAGCCUCGCAGCCAACACCGUGCCCCAUUGGGAAGAGAGCGUGUCUCAAGCAAUCAGCAGCCCACGUGGCGUGUCAGCAGAGUGUACCUUCACCAUGGAUCAAACAGAGAAGCUCCAUGUAGACCGCACUGCUAAAAUUCACGGUGAUGCCCAUCAAGUGGAUAUUAGCGAUUCUAUACUUAGUGAUAAAAGUGUGAUGCAAGUUCAUCAGUCAGGACCUACAGCCACCUUAAAGUCGGCCAAACCCAAGUUGCAUUCGAUGUCGCUUGAACUUGCAAAGGUCCUGCUAUCUAGAGUCAGCUUGCCACAAGCAGUUGAAGCACUUCGUUACAUCAGAGCUCACAUGACUUGUGAUUAACAUUAUUUAAGCAAAAUGUCUGACAAAAAUUCACUAAAUUUGUUGCCCUCUGCAUGACAGUGUGCAGCUGGUGCUUUUCUAUUAAGUACCUGUAGCCAAAUUUUUAUCUAGAUUGUUUUCAAGGUACUUGCACUUAACUGGCACAUCAGUUUAGCAUGAAGGUACAUGUAGUGCAGUACCACUGCAGCACUAGUGCGAGACGAGGCAGAAGUGAGCAUUGCAUCGAAGACGUCAUUAAACACACAGAUGCUGUGGUAAACUAGUGUUCCGAGUGUUAUUCAGUAUCAACAGUGUAGAUAAUGUGCACAAUAAAGAUUUUGAUCUAGC
Rhipicephalus sanguineus (brown dog tick) is the source of this 2601-nucleotide messenger RNA. Its product is annotated as serine/threonine-protein kinase Pink1, mitochondrial. The record is from RefSeq and is a predicted model, not a curated record. The coding region runs from base 1 to 2274 and encodes 757 amino acids. The transcript has 10 exons. NCBI's taxonomy places the organism in Eukaryota, Metazoa, Arthropoda, Arachnida, Ixodida, Ixodidae. Gene Ontology annotation, biological process: positive regulation of mitochondrial fission; regulation of apoptotic process; autophagy of mitochondrion. Gene Ontology annotation, molecular function: ATP binding; protein serine/threonine kinase activity. Gene Ontology annotation, cellular component: mitochondrion.